Messenger RNA from Eutrema salsugineum, 1578 nucleotides. RefSeq names its product protein bfr2. Gene Ontology annotation, cellular component: nucleus; nucleolus. The record is from RefSeq and is a predicted model, not a curated record. Lineage: Eukaryota; Viridiplantae; Streptophyta; Magnoliopsida; Brassicales; Brassicaceae. The coding region runs from base 122 to 1423 and encodes 433 amino acids. The transcript is spliced from 14 exons.
CAGACAACUUUUUUUUUUCUUCUUUUCCAACUUCUCCUCUGCUCGUAGAUAGUUCUCAGCUUCGAGGUCGACGAUUUCGAGCCAGAUUUGUAACAGUUUUCAGCUUUUAGGAGUGGUUAAAAUGGCUGGGGGAUCAAAGAGGUCUAAAAGAGCAAGACUUUAUGACAGUGAAUCAGAAGAAACAAGCGACCAGGAAAAUCUCACGGUGGAAGGGGAAAAUGAAGAGAAUGAAUUAUCUGAUGGGAUAGAGAAUGGUGAAGGAGAUAGCAUGGAAGAUGAUGAGGGAGGGAGUGAAGAAGACGACGAAGGAGAUAGCGAGGAAGAUGAUGAAGAAGAUGUAAAGGAAGAUGUGGAUGGAGAAAGCGAUGAAUGUGAUUAUGGAAAUGACCAAGAGAGUGAGAGUGGCGAUGAAGGAGACGGGAACAAUGGAGAUGCUGAGAUGGAGGAGCUUCAGAAAGAGUACAUUGAGCUUCGUUCACAAGAACAGGAUAUAUUGAAGAACCUGAAGCGUGAUAAGGGUGAGGAUGCUGCUAAAGGUCAAGCAGUGAAGAACCAGAAGGCUCUUUGGGAUAAAACUCUGGAGUUCAGAUUCUUACUUCAGAAAGCAUUUAGUAGUUCAAACAGGCUGCCGCAGGAGCCUGUCAAAUCGUCUUUUUGUUCGGAAGAUGAGAAUGUCUCAACAGCAUAUGCAGAGCUAAUUACUUCAUCUAAGAAGACAUUAGAUUCCCUCUUGGAGUUGCAAGAGGCUUUGUUUGAGAAGAAUCCCUUAAUUGAUGAACAAUCAGAUGGAACAGCUACUAUAAGGCGUUCAGAAUCCAAUCAAUCAGAUGGAGAAGAUAGCGAUGAAUGGGACCGACUAUCUGACAUGCAAAGAAGAAUGUCUGUGUUCCGAAACAAGGCCGUGGACAAAUGGCAGAGAAGAACUCAAGUCACAACUGGUGCAGCUGCUAUUAAAGGAAAGCUCCAUGCCUUUAACCAGAACGUUAGUGAACAGGUUGCUUCUUACAUGAGGGAUCCAAGUAGAAUGAUUAAACAAAUGCAACAAUCAAGAUCUACUGUUGCUGUUUUUGGAACCGUCCCUGGGGAAACCAUGGUACCAAAUCAAGAGGAAAAAGAACUAGAAGGAGACCCUGAACUUGUGGAAGAUGCUGAAUUCUAUCAGCAAUUACUAAAGGAGUUCUUUGAGACCAUUGAUCCAGCUUCCUCAGAGGCGGCUUUCUACGCAAUGAAGAAAUUUCAGACGAAGAAGAGGAAAGUUGUGGAUCGGCGUGCCUCUAAGAGCAGAAAGAUCAGGUAUAAUGUUCAUGAAAAGAUUGUCAACUUCAUGGCUCCACGACCUGUGAAGAUUCCUCCAAACACUGCGGAUUUGCUGAAGAAUCUGUUCGGUCUCAAGACCAGAAAUGGUCUGUCUGAAGCAUUAUAAUAUGAACAAAUCGCGCAAUUUUGAAACGCAGGAAAUAGAUGGAAUUUUGUUUGGUGUGGUGUGUUGUUGUAAUACAAGAUUCAUAGUGAAAACUGAAAAACUCGUUUUAUCUCCAUCAACAAAUAAUUGUUUCUUAGUUCUUCUUAUUGAAAGCC